AUGUCAGGUACAGAAACAUUGCACUUACAUGAUGAAAAGGAAAGGAAGUUAUUUUAGAAGGAGAGAAUAGAUCUGAGAAACAAGAUGUCUCAUGCUGGGAGUCGAUACCAAGAUAAGCAACACCGGCACCAUGAGAACCAUAGAUCUGAUAGGUACAAGGAAGACAGAAGAGCAAGGAAACCAUACCCAUACAAUGCAAGGUCAUGCCAAGACAUCCGAGGUGGCCAGCACUCAAGGGCUUCUCCUGUUUGCUCAGACCCUUACUCUAAAACCUCAGGAGCAGCACAGGAGUAUUUUGGCCCACCACCAGAAUUUUAUCCUCCCAAGGAAAGCUUCUCAGUGAAGUGUUCAAAGGUAUGCACAACAAGAGGCAUUUUGAAGUUUGUGGAAAUCACAGUUAACCUCCUGGUGCUGAUUUGCGUGGGCGCUUCCCAAGCCUCCGUUGCAGGCUUCACAUCUCUCGGAGGCUUCGGAUCCUUCAACCUGAAUUCAGCCUACAGCCCCUUUGAGGGCACGGAGCUGCGGGAGGUGCGGGAGCUGGACAUGCAGUACACCCAGAUGAGAGCCCCUUGCGUGUACGGCGGAGUGGCCUUCAGCUUAACAGCGGCCACGCUCACCCUCGUCUUCCUCGUCGUGGGGGCAAAACCCAUCCAGCAGCUCCGGACAGGGCUGCUGGUAGGCGAAUGUGCCUUCAGCCUGCUGGCUGGCCUGGCGUACCUGGCGGCCGUGGGGCUCUACCUGCACUUCGUCAGGCAGGUGAACGCCACCGAGGUGUGCAGGAGGCGCGAGCGGCUCUACGCGCGCCGUGGCUACACCUCCAUGAACUGCGACGUCCAGGGCGGCGACGCCGCUGUCGGCCUCUUCGGGGUCGUCGCUUCCUGCCUGUACUUUGCCAGCUUUGUGCUCUGCAUCCUUGCUGUCCGCACCGUCCGCGCCUUCCAGAGCCACGCGGCCAAGGCUCAGCACAGCCCCAAGGGCAGCGUUAGGGACAGAAGUGUCAGAAACCAGCACGCCGUGCACAGGACCUCUGAAAGCUCCCACAACGUCCAGGCUCUCGCCACGUUAGUGUGAAAUCAGCUCUGGGACUGGGCCAGAGAACUGAGG
Messenger RNA from Pyrgilauda ruficollis (rufous-necked snowfinch), 1104 nucleotides. Its product is annotated as MARVEL domain-containing protein 3-like. The record is from RefSeq and is a predicted model, not a curated record. Lineage: Eukaryota; Metazoa; Chordata; Aves; Passeriformes; Passeridae. The transcript is spliced from 5 exons. Gene Ontology annotation, cellular component: membrane.